Messenger RNA from Tricharina praecox, 517 nucleotides. RefSeq lists its product as uncharacterized. NCBI's taxonomy places the organism in Eukaryota, Fungi, Ascomycota, Pezizomycetes, Pezizales, Pyronemataceae. The coding region runs from base 67 to 348 and encodes 93 amino acids. The transcript has a single exon. The record is from RefSeq and is a predicted model, not a curated record.
CUGGACUCUGGAGUUCUCGACCUCCUCACACACUCAUCAUCGUCCCCCCACACGCGGCCUUUCUGCAUGCAGCUUCGGAUCCCUUCCUUUUUUCUUCUGCUUGUCCCGUCGUACAACGCAAUGCGGUUCAGGACGGUGGCGUGGUCAGGCUGGCUGGCGUCGCACUCCAUCUCCUCUGCACUCCUCUCUUCUCCCCUCCUCGCGAAUGACCAUUUAGUUACCAUACCUACCAUUUGCCAUUCUCCCCCACUCACACUCUCGCACCCUCACUCACUCACUCACUCAGGUCCCCUCCCCCCUCCCUCCCUCCCUCCCUCCCUCGGUGCAGGUUACAUACAUCAUACAUAGAAAAGUUACUUUUUCCCUUUUUCCCUCCUCCACUUUCCUGUUGCUGUUGGUUGGUUACUCCUGGUGACCUGCGUGGACCCUGAGUUUCGUUCCGUUUCGUGCCAACCGUCCAUCGUCCACCACUGCUCACCCGCCACCACCACCACUGCUCACCCGCCACCACCACCAC